Molecule: messenger RNA, 1068 nt
Organism: Acanthopagrus latus (yellowfin seabream)
Lineage: Eukaryota; Metazoa; Chordata; Actinopteri; Spariformes; Sparidae
Gene: mylz3
Product: myosin, light polypeptide 3, skeletal muscle
Exons: 6
Coding region: 123-575 (150 amino acids)
Cellular component (GO): contractile muscle fiber; myosin II complex
Molecular function (GO): calcium ion binding
Source: RefSeq, a predicted model, not a curated record
GCAUAUGUGACAUCACAGGCCCGGGAUAAAUAAGAGGGGGCUUCGACCAUGGCCCAGGACCACUCUGUCUUGGGACUCCAGCAUCUCUUCUCCUUUCUUUCCUCCAGCUCCAGCUCUCCAACAUGACUGAGUUCAGUGCCGACCAGAUUGAGGACUUCAAGGAGGCUUUCGGUCUCUUUGACAGAGUCGGUGACAGCCAGGUGGCCUACAACCAGGUUGCUGACAUUAUGCGCGCUCUGGGCCAGAACCCCACCAACAAGGACGUUACAAAGAUCCUGGGCAACCCCAGCGCCGACGACAUGGCCAACAAGAGGCUCAACUUCGACGCUUUCCUGCCCAUGCUGAAGGAAGUCGACGCCAUGCAGAAGGGUACCUAUGACGACUACGUUGAGGGUCUGCGCGUCUUCGACAAGGAGGGCAACGGCACAGUCAUGGGCGCUGAGCUGCGCAUCGUUCUGUCCACCCUGGGAGAGAAGAUGACCGAGGCUGAGAUUGAUGCCCUCAUGGCCGGCCAGGAGGAUGAGAACGGCAGUGUGCACUAUGAGGCUUUCGUCAAGCACAUCAUGUCUGUGUAAGAGGCCGGCAGCAGGAGUGCUGAAGAACAGCCGGACGGUGUUCAGGACAUCUACACUGUCGUCAAAGACCAACCAAGGAAAGACAAGGACUAUGUACAAGGGAUGUUGAAGCAAACCCAUCUUGUUGUUUUAUUUUGUUUUCCUUUCCAUUUCGUCUCAAAAACCCUCCUCCCUCUCUCGGGACGCCACCAUCACCUCUACACUGUAGACCCACCAUCACUCGGCCUCCACUCCCCCCCACCCUCCGGGGCACGUCUCCACAUGCCGCAUGGGGUGAGGAACGGGGGAAAAGGGGUGACCGCUCAUCAAGUGAGGGUAGAUCCCUCCCUUCCCACCGCCACCUCAUUCAGUCUCGCCAUCACUGGCCCAGCAAUGCCAAAGGUGCUGGAGAAUGGUCGUGGAUAGACCGCCAAAAGUCUCCCCGCUUCCCUGAAAAGUUUUAUUUAUUGUCACUCUGUUCAUGUCAGAAUAAACUUUUCCAACGUACAUCCCA